CUUCGUCUCCGGGUCUCUCUCUCCUUCUCUUCCCAAACACAGCAGACCCUGCCCAUUUAUUCCUUUCUCACCGUUCUCUCUGUGGAUUCUGUUUUAACAAAGUAGGACUUAGACAAUGGACAGCUCUCUGUGUGGACUUGGAUGCUGACACUUCUCUCUAAGGCUGCCUGGAAAUUCAUGUGAAAAGGUGCUUGUGCUCCUUCUCCCUGUGAAUGUCUGUCGCCAUGGCGAAGCGUGAGACGGGCAGCACCAGCCCAGUGGUUCGGCAGAUAGACAAACAGUUCCUGGUCUGCAGCAUCUGUCUGGACCACUACCACAACCCUAAAGUCCUGCCCUGCCUACACACCUUCUGUGAGAAAUGCCUCCAGAACUACAUCCCCCCUCAGUCUCUGACACUAUCGUGUCCCGUGUGUCGUCAGACGUCCAUCCUGCCAGAGAAGGGCGUGGCCGCGCUGCAGAACAACUUCUUCAUAACCAACCUGAUGGAGGUGCUGCAGAGGGACCCAGAGUGUUCUCCUCCAGAGGCCUGCAGUGUGCUGGAGUCAGUCAGUGCUGCUGCCGCCUGCCAGCCGCUCUCCUGCCCCAACCACGAGGGCAAGGUGAUGGAGUUCUACUGCGAGUCGUGUGAGACUGCCAUGUGUUUGGAGUGUACUGAAGGAGAGCACAGGGAACAUGUGACUGUCCCUCUGAGAGAUGUCUUGGAGCAACAGAAAGCAGCCCUGAAAACCCAGCUGGAUGCCAUACGCAACAGGCUGCCCCAGCUGAGGGCUGCUAUAGAGCUGGUAGGGGAGAUCUCCAAGCAGCUGACUGACAGGAAGAACGAGGCGGUGACAGAGAUCAGCAGUACCUUUGAGGAGCUAGAGAGGGCGCUACACCUCAGGAAGACCACCCUCAUCACUGACCUGGAGAACAUCUGCUGCACCAAGCAGAAGGUGCUCCAGGCCCAGCUCUCCUCGCUCCUGCAGGGUAAGGACAACAUCCAGAGCUGCAGUAGUUUUACGGAGCAGGCUCUGAGCCAUGGCAGUGCUACAGAGGUUCUGCUGGUCCAGAAACAGAUGGGAGAGAGGGUCAGCGCCCUGGCCCGACACACCUACCCAGAACAGCCCCAUGAGAACAGCCAUCUUGACUGCCAGGUAGAGACAGAGGGUCUUCGUCGUUCCAUCCAGAAUCUGGGUGUGCUCAUCACCACAGGAGCCGUAGGCCACACCUCCGUCGCCACGGGAGAGGGACUACGCCAUACCCUGGUUAGCCAGCACACCACUGUCACCGUGACGACCAAGGACAAGGACAGUGAGCUGGUGAAGACGGGCAACGCGGUGCUGCGGGCCGAGAUCGUGUCGAUGGAUGGGGCGGUAACCACGGAGACAGAGGUGGUGGAUAAUAAGAAUGGGACGUAUGAGGUGGGCUAUACCAUGCGCUCUGAGGGGGAGUUCUCCUUCUCUCUCCUCCUGUACGAGCAGCCGGUCAGGGGCAGUCCGUUCCGGCUGCGUGCUGUCAAGCCCUCGGACGUCCUGCAGUCUCCAGACGAUGUGAAGAGGAGGGUGAAGAGUCCUAGUGGGACGGGGGGCCACAUCAGGCAGAAGGCUGUGAGGAGACCCUCCAGUAUGUACAGCACCACCAAGAAGAAGGAGAACCCCAUCGAGGAUGAACUCAUCUACAGAGUCGGAACCAGAGGGAGAGAUAAAGCAGAGUUUACAAACCUCCAGGGAAUCUUCCAGCAACGGACAGGUGAGACUACAGCCAACAACCAGUGUAUACAGGUCUUCUCAAACGAUGGGGCAUUCAAGCUGAGGUUUGGGGUCAGGGGUCGGUCGCCGGGGCAACUGCAGCGCCCCACUGGGGUCACCGUGGAUAUGAACGGUGACAUCAUCGUGGCCGACUACGACAACCGCUGGGUCAGCAUCUUCUCCUCCGACGGAAAGUUCAAGAGUAAGAUCGGUGCUGGUCGUCUGAUGGGCCCUAAGGGCGUGGCGGUGGACAGGAACGGACACAUCAUCACCGUGGACAACAAGGCCUGCUGCGUGUUCAUCUUCCAGGCUAAUGGGAAGCUGGUCACCAAGUUUGGAGCCAGGGGGACGUCAGACAGACAGUUCACAGAAAAAAGUGGAACAAACAUUUCACUGGAACCAAAGCUGAGUAAAUCUGGCCCUGCGUUCAGUCCCCACUUUGUGGCGAUCAACAACAAAAAUGAGAUUGUGGUAACAGACUUCCACAAUCAUUCGGUGAAGGUGUACAGUGCAGACGGGGAGUUCCUGUUUAAGUUUGGUUCCCAUGGCGAGGGGAACGGACAGUUUAACGCCCCGACGGGCGUUGCCGUGGACGCCAACGGGAACAUCAUCGUUGCUGACUGGGGGAACAGCAGAAUACAGGUGUUUGAUAGUUCCGGGUCGUUCCUGUCCUACAUCAACACCACAGCAGACCCUCUCUAUGGUCCACAGGGCCUGUCUCUCACCUCUGAUGGACACGUGGCUGUGGCUGAUUCUGGCAACCACUGCUUCAAGGUUUACCGCUACUUGCAGUAGCCAUUGCUUUAGGGACGGUCUGUUGCAGGCCUACCACUACCAGGCUACGUCCCAAAUGGCCCCCUAUUCCCUUCAUAGUGCACUACUUAUUACAAUAAACCACAAAAGUAGUGCACUAUGUAGGGAAUAAGUUGCCAUUUGGGAUGUACCCCAGAUCCGGGCCAGACAGACAAACCAACCACAGCCUGACCUGGGUCCCAAAAAUAGGUCAAAUACUUGAAAGUAUUUGAGAUGUGCUUGAUUUAUCUAUUUAUUUGAGUUUGCACUUUUGGGACUGUUUCAGGCAAACGAAAUCAAGUGCAGCGCUUGGAAGUAUUGGAAAGCAUUUGAUCUAAUGUAUGUAUUUUUGCCCCCAGGUCAGAGCACAUGUGCUAUCACUGAGCAACGACACAAUAAUAUACAGGUGCAAUGAGCUUUCCCAUAGCUGUCCCUUUGAUUUCCACAUCAUCCAGUUAGUGUUCUCUGAACCCCCCCAACAUCAUGAAGUAACAAUAUAACCCCUGUUUACUCCAUGUGGUGUGUUAUGGAGUUUACUUUGUCCCAAAUGGCACCCUAUUCCUUAUGUAGUGCACUAUGUAGGGAAUAGGGUGCCAUUUGGUAUGCAUCCUAUGUGUGUAGAGUCUAUUUACCUCUUUGUUCGGUCAUUGAUGUAAAACUAUGAGGAGGUAUGAAGUGUGUAUAUACUGUAACUGAUAUGAGACCUACACGACGUUCAGAUCAGUGAUAGAUUGACGUAUAAUAGAGCCAUGUUGUGAAGGAGCUGGUCCCAAUGCAUGACGUUGUAUUACCUUGUCAGCUCAGUCAGGAUGACAUAACAGUGGAGUUCAUGAACUCAUCAGUUGUUUCUUCUCCAUGAUAAGUGCAAUGAACGAUGUGCUUACAGUGAAACCAACCAACGCAAAAGCUUUUGAAACAAUGUAUUUCUCAGUUAUCUAAGAACAAACUGACUAAUCUAAAGCCAUCUCACAUAUAAAAGGUCAUCACCAUCUGUGCAUUGAUUUGCUGUAUGUACUGUGUAUGCAUAACUGUGUAAUGGAUCAUUAUGCAGCUUUAUCUGUGCAUUGAUUUUAAAACAUAUCUUUUGGUCAUUCCGAGAACAGCAGUCUAGCAUUCCAGCGUUUCUAACUAAGUAUGGCAGCUGUCCUGAAGUGUGCUUUUUAAAACAGUUCAGCCGGAGAAGAGAUGUCAUGAUUAUGGCAUAUGUGAGCAGCACAAUUAUUACAAGUACAAAAAUUAAAAAUGGAAUUGCUCAUUUAUUUUAUACACUAGCUCAGUAUUUACAAAUUAUUUUUCUAAUUUGUUUUAUUUGUAUUUUUUUUUAAAUUCACGCCUUUGUCAUUUGUCUCAAUAUACAGAAAAAAAAACUAACCACUUGAGGGGACUUUUCAGAGUCGAACAAACAUGAACAUGAACAUGCAAAACUACAUUAAAUUUGACUAACUUGUGGUUUUCAAUCUUAAAUAAACACAGUCAACAGAAUGACCGUUUAUUUAGUUGGUCUUCAGAAGCUGAAACCACAGUGUGAAUGUUUCACAGCUUCAGUGUGUGUUAAAGGACUAGAGCUAUGUUUCAUUGCCUUAUCACAGUUCAUUACCAGGUUAUAGCAUUUCAUUACCAGGUUAUAAAAGUUCAUUACCGGGUUAGAACUAUUGUCCUGAGGGAAACAUUAGCAUUUGACGAGCUACAAUGGAACACCCCCUGGUUUUCAUCACUGUAACAACACAACAGAGUCCCUAUAACCUCUGACGUCAUGAAGCCAAACAGCAGCCAGACAGAUUGUAGCCAAUCACAGGCUAUUUUAUUAAGGAGUAUUAGACACAUCACAGUCUAACUUUGUUUCAACAAUAUGUCUCUCAAUCUUCUUUCUCUGUGAAUAUGCACGGGUAAUAAAAGCACAUGGUUUAUGGAGA
Molecule: messenger RNA, 4432 nt
Organism: Oncorhynchus keta (chum salmon)
Lineage: Eukaryota; Metazoa; Chordata; Actinopteri; Salmoniformes; Salmonidae
Product: tripartite motif-containing protein 3-like
Exons: 16
Coding region: 213-2522 (769 amino acids)
Biological process (GO): protein polyubiquitination; negative regulation of translation; proteasome-mediated ubiquitin-dependent protein catabolic process
Molecular function (GO): ubiquitin protein ligase activity; translation repressor activity; zinc ion binding
Source: RefSeq, a predicted model, not a curated record